Trematomus bernacchii (emerald rockcod) is the source of this 1827-nucleotide messenger RNA. Its product is annotated as protein asteroid homolog 1-like. The record is from RefSeq and is a predicted model, not a curated record. Lineage: Eukaryota; Metazoa; Chordata; Actinopteri; Perciformes; Nototheniidae. Gene Ontology annotation, molecular function: nuclease activity. The transcript has 6 exons. The coding region runs from base 183 to 1817 and encodes 544 amino acids.
AAUAUCUCGAAAUAAAGACUAAAUAUUUUUUAAAUAAUGGCUUAACACGGUGGAGAGAAGGCAGAGACUGGGAGCUGCUGUGAUGUGAGGAAAGUGAAACUUAAGGGAGGGAGGGAGGAGGUGCAGCAGCUCCUAUAAGAGCGGAGCCCCCCCACCGGCUCCUCCGUAACUCUCUGCCCAGGAUGGGAGUCCAAGGCCUGACCACUCUGCUGGAGAAACACCGGAGGAUCUACCGGGAUCGCCGCCUCUCUCACAGCUGGCUGCUGAUCGACGGCAGCAACCUCUACCACUGGCUAUACGUCAACUCAGGUCUGGACCAGAAUCACGGCGGGGAGUAUACUGCGUUCGCGGCCCUUAUUGAGAGGUUUGUUAAAGCGCUCAGAGACUGUCAGAUCACGCCCUACAUAGUGCUGGACGGAGGAUCGGACAUCUUAGAAAAGAAGAAUGAAACCGUGAUGCAGAGAGCAGUGGAUCGGAUCAAACGAGCGCAUCGAGCGGCGCAGGACGGCCAGCGCGGCCAGCGCGGCCAGCGCGGCCAGCGCGAGUACAUCAUGCCGACGCUGGUGAAGCUGGUGUUCCGACAGACACUGAGGCGGCUGGACGUCCAGGUGGCUCAGUGCUAUGGAGAGGCUGACCCGGAGAUCGCCGCCCUGGCCCGGGAGUGGCAGUGCCCGGUGCUUUCCGGAGACAGCGACUUCUACAUCUACGACCUUCCAGUGGGACUACUGCCCCUCUCACACUUCCAGUGGGAGAUGGUUGUGCGGAGGGGCUCCAACAGCUACAUCCCCUGCAAGAGCUACAACACCUCGAGCUUCUGCAUCUUCUUUAAAAUCCAGCGCCAGCUCCUGCCCGCCUUCGCCGCCCUGGCCGGGAACGACUACGUGAAUCUACACCGGCUGCAGGCGCACGUUAGCUGGAAUCAGUUCGCCCCGGCAGGCGGCGGGAACAUGGGCCACCUGGACGGGCUGCUGUGCUGGCUGCAGAACUUCCAGAAGCCUCAGGAGGCCUUCGAGGCGGCGCUGGGGCUGAUGGGAGAACUGAGCGGCAACAAAAAGGCGGAGGUGAUGAAGGGCUUGAAUCUGGGGAUGGAGGAGUACCAACUUCCUCCCAGCGCCCUCAAAAAGUUCUUCAUCCAUGGGAUAGCACCUCCAUUCUCCACAGAAGUGGCUGGUGUCCCGGACUGGUCCCGGCUGCCUCUGAUUCAGGCCUGGCUGCCGGCGGAAUUCCUGGACGUGCUGCUGCUGCAGAAGAUGAAAUUCAGCGUCUUCGUGGAGCUCGCCGCCGCACCAAGCGCUCACCUUACCGCCAGGCCGCUGCGGCAGGUGAUGUACGGGCUGCUGCUGGGCGAGGGCAGGGAGGUGAUAGAGCGAGUUAGGGAGGGGCUGCAGCUGAGGUUCAUCCCUGUGAAGACCGCCUCCACAGCAAGCUCCCUGCAGCUCUCACUGCAAACACUGGAUAAGGCGGAGGCCUCUCUACGUCUGCAGGUUCUCCUUGAGGCCCUGGGGGUCCCUGAGGCCUCCUUGGCCCCUGUGCCUCCCGCCCUGCGCCUCCCUGUGUGCGUCACCUGCUUCUGGCUGCAGAGAGCCCAGCCUCCUGCAGACGAGGAGGUGCUGAAGGCUCUUCUGCUCGGGCUGAGCUCCGGAGACGCCUUCAGGGCAGCCCUGCCCCCCCCCAGACAGAAGCUGGACGUGCAGGUGUCUCACUCUCUGAACCAGUGGCAGUCCUGCCUGAAGUCCAGCCUGCACCUCAACCAACUGCUGGGCCGACCGCUACCUGAGCCCCCCCUCUCCAGCCAGAUCCUGGCGGACAAUACAUGACGGGGACGGG